AUGCGCUUUCAGUGCUGCAUCACGUCCAACAUCCAGACGCGGGCCAUCAAGACUCUUGAGGACCACCCCAUCCGUCAGUACUUUGAUGCCGGCGCCAUUGUGGUGCCCUGCACCGACAACAAGACGAUGAGCAACUGCACGCUCACGGGCGAGUACGCCCUCUUCCAGAAGACGCACAAGUUCAACGUCGAAGAGAUGCUGCGCCUCAUCGACUACGGCUUCUCUGCCGCGUUCAUGCAGGCGACCCACAAGCGCCGUCUUCGUGGCGAGGUCCUCCAUUCGUGCCUCCAGAUCCUCCACGACGAGGGCUACGAUCUCGACGACAUCAUCGGCACGUCGCACUACUGGCACUCGAUCGGCGUUGACCUCUCGCAUUUCGCUAAAUCGCCCGCCGUGAGGAAGCAGCACGGCUACUGGUCGGGCAGGGUCAACCCGCCCAUCACGCUCGACAUCGUGCGCGCCCUCCCCAAGGCCGACCUCAACUGCCGCAUCGAUGGAUCGGUGAGCAUUCCCUUGCUGUGGCAGGAGCUCCAAGCGGCCAAGAUCGAUAUGAAGCAGAGGUUCGGCCUCCCGUGCAGUUCUCUCGAGGCCGACCUGAUCGCCGAAAACAAUUCGCUGGACUUGCGCCGGAUUGUCUUGUCUCCGACGCACGACGAGGCCAGCUGGACGCGGGUGAAGCGGAUCUUCAACUCGGUGCUCCAGCACCCCGACCAGAUCAAGCGCGCCACGGACGAUAUCCUGCGGGCCGCCGCCGACGAGAACGUGAGAUAUAUUGAGCUGGUGGUGAGGCCUCGCGCGCACACCCACGCCGAGAUGACGAUCGCGCAGGUCAUCGACCACAUGAAGGAGGCCGCCGACGCCACCGUCGCCUCCCUUGCCGCCGAGGGCAAGCCGUUGCAGUAUGGCCUGGUGGUCUAUUCGAGCUUGGCCAAGGACGACCCCAUCGACUUCCUGCAGGCCGCCCAGCUCACCGUCCAGUCCCAGAGCAAGGGCGUCUGCGGUUUCGGCGUACUCGGCACUCGCGACCUGCAAGCGUCCGAGUACGAGUUCUUCCGGGGCACGUUCGACUACCUCAAGCGGAACAACGCCAACGUCAACAUCUCGGCCGGCCGUACCGAUCCAUCCAAUGUGGUGAAGGCCAUCCACGAAGGCGGCGCGUGCCGCGUGAGCGGAGCCUAUCAGGUCCACCGCAGUCCCGACCUCAUGAACUACUGCGCCAACCACUCAAUUCCGAUCGAGCUCGGACUGGCGGACAGGUUCAGUAUCUACGUCUCCGACGUUCGCACGUUCGCUGAGGUGAACGUGAAUGACAUGGUGUCGACCUACAACUCGGACGUGCGGACCUUUGCGGGCAACCCCAUCCGGCUGUUCCUCGACAACCUUCUCCCCGUGGCCAUCUGCAGCUUCAAGAGCUCGGUGUCGUCCAAGAACAGGAGCGAGGUGCUCUUCGAUCUGGUCAACGAGUGCAACCUGUCCAUCGCCGAGCUCAUGAAGCUGCUCUCAUGCUCCUUCGAAAACAACUUCCAGCCAUAUGACGUGAGACAGAAAAUGGUGGCCAAGGCGUGGGAGGAGGCCAGCACCUAUCUGAGCGCGCACGGCUAUUCCUCGCUCUACCGGCAGCACUAUUUCCCCAGCUUGGGCAAGGGCAUGGAUUCCUUCUCCGACGCCUGA
Messenger RNA from Acanthamoeba castellanii str. Neff, 1671 nucleotides. Its product is annotated as adenosine deaminase. Bases 1 to 1671 code for a protein of 556 amino acids. Lineage: Eukaryota; Discosea; Longamoebia; Acanthamoebidae. Gene Ontology annotation, molecular function: adenosine deaminase activity. The transcript has 15 exons. The record is from RefSeq and is a predicted model, not a curated record. Gene Ontology annotation, biological process: inosine biosynthetic process; adenosine catabolic process; hypoxanthine salvage. Gene Ontology annotation, cellular component: cytosol.